AUUGGUCCUUUGAAAGGGGCGGUACUUGAAUUCAAACCGUGAGCGGCUAGUAUUCAUCGGCACUAUAGUGAUUAUAGUUCUACGUUAUAAGGAUUGACGAAAGAAGUAACUUUUUGUGUAAAAAGUUGGCUCUUGUAAUUUGUGAGUGCAAAAAGUAGAGCGAUGACGUUUGAGUUCAGCAUACCCCUUUCACUGACUGACCUGCUGAAGAGUGGUGGUGUCAACCAGUAUGUGGUGCGAGAGGUCUUGUCUAAGAGCGAGUGUGCUGCCGAUAUAAAUGUAUUGAAAUUGGCUUUUCGAACCAAGGGACCUCUGGCUUUUCUGGAACAUUUUGAUGCUCCCUAUAGUGUUUUGUACAAUUUCCGGACUGUUGAUGCAGAGCUGAAAGAAGAAACAUUGGAACUACUGGUCACAGGGAUAUUGCGCUUGUCCAGAGACCUACCUUCUAUUCUAGACAGUGUGACACUGAGUGCUACAGAGCGUAAAGAGUAUUUGAACACUGUCAAAAUGACGUGCUACCUUCUGACGCAGCUUACAGAGGCAUUCGAAGCAGAGUACUACAAAUCUUCAUUGGCCAAUCUGGCACCCAGUGGCAAGGGCAAGAAAGGGAAGUCUACUUCCAGUUUGUUCGAUUGGGAGGUAGAGAGAGAGAAAGCACUGCAGGCACUGAUCCAGCUGUUACAGCUGGACAUUCGACGAUUGUGGAACAUGACUGUAGUAGAAGAAGAGUUUGUCAGUAUCCUGACCUGCUGCUGCUACAAGAUCUUGGAAAAUUCUUCAAUUGGCCAUGUGAAGUGCAGACCAACCAGGGAUGCAGUGGCCCAUUUGCUGGGCAUUAUGGUGAAGCGCUACAACCAUAUGCUGGGUGCGAGAUUGAAGAUCACCCAGCUGUUACAGCACUUUGAACAUCUGGCUCCUGUCUUUGUGCAUGCAGUCAGCUUGUGGGCCACAGAGUAUGGCAUGAAAGCAAUUGUUGGUGAAAUCAUGAGGGAAAUUGGACAAAAGAGUCCCGAUGAACUGGCAAAAGAAAGUUCAGGUGUGAAAGCUUAUGCUGCAUUCCUAGCUGAGCUGUCUGAGAAAAUUCCCGGCAUCAUGCUUCCCAGCAUGAGCGUGUUGUUGGACCAUGUGGAUGGAGAGAGCUACACUAUGCGCAAUACCAUACUUUCAAUGAUGGGAGAAAUGGUGGUUCAAGUCCUGAAAGGGGAUGACUUGGAGGAAUCUGUCAAGGAUACCCGCGAUGAAUUCUUGGAGACACUUAAGCUACACUUGCAUGAUGUGCAUUCCUUUGUCCGCAGCAAAGUGCUUCAGAUUUUCACCCGAAUUGUUCAGGAGAGGGCUCUUCCACUGGCAUGCUUUCAGUCUGUGGUUACUCUCACUGUGGAACGUCUGUUGGAUAAGUCUGCUAAUGCGUGCAAAAAUGCUAUUCAGCUUUUGAUGGCUUUCCUUGCAAACAAUCCAUUCUCAUGGAAGCUGAGCAGUGAAGAUCUGAAUGGCUUGCUACAGACAGAAACUGCUAAUUUAAGGGAGAUGAAGGAGAAACAGAAGCCAGCACCCCCAGCUUUGGUAAUUGAGGCGUGGGAGGAGUGGGAUGCCAUGGUACCAGAGCUGCUGUCCACUGUGAAAACUAUGCUGCAGGGGCAGUCUGAAGAGGAAGAUGAAGAAACUGAGCAGAAGGAAGAACUGGAUGAGGAAGAGACUGCAGAAAAUGUGUCACAAGACAUUGUUAAGCUUUUGAAACAAGCCAGUUACAAGAAAGCUGUGCAGCGUGCUUUGGCAGCCCUGCAGAAAUUUGGAAGAGUUCCACCCUUUGAGAUCGAGCAGGUGGAUGUUGGCUCAGAGGAUGUUACCGAGGAAAAUUUGAUGAGUGUUCUGGCCCUCAUCUUCAAAGGGGAACCUGAUAUAAAAGUGAAGAUUGAGGAGCCUGCCCCAGAAGAGCCAAACAAUGCUGAGCAGCCCGAGGAAGGUACGGAACAUGCCAGUGCUGAGAUCCCCACUUGUCAGGCACAGGAGGAGGAGGAUAGUAAAAAGGAUGAACUGUCAGACCUGGCAAAAAAGGAAAUGUUGGUUCAGUACCUGAAGGAUGCCUAUGCAUUUACAGUGAAGAUCGAGGAUGCAAUCACGUUAAUCAGUGAGAUGCUGUACCAAAAUUCCAUUUCUGUGGUGCAGGAGGCCAUAGAGUUCUUUGUGAUGGUAACUGAGUUUGGCAUGGCACAAGCCGUUGUCGGUGUGCGCAAGAUGCUGCCACUCGUCUGGAGCAAGGAGCCUGGUGUAAAGGAGGCAGUGAUCGAUGCCUACAGAAGACUGUACCUUUCUCCCAAGAAGGAUACCCAGAAAUCUUCAGCUCUGACCCUGGUGCAGAACCUUUCUACUGUGAUGAUCAAUGCCUCCCUCGGAACUAUUCAGUGUUUGGAAGAGAUAAUCUAUGAGUUUGUGAAGGCAGAUGAGAUAAAGCCUCCAGUUAUCCAGGUACUUUGGGAACAAUUUACAGGCAAGUCUCCAUGUUCAGUGCUGGAACGCCGGGCAGCUGUUAUCCUACUAGGCAUGGUGGCACGAGCGGAACCGGAGGUGGUUGGUAGCAAUCUGGAAACACUUGUAAAUGUCGGACUCGGAGAAAAAGUUCACGAAGAUUAUCAACUGGCAUGCGAUGUCUGCAGCACCAUUUCCAAAAUAUCAGACAGCGAAAAGCCAAAACUGGGCAACAGUGGGGCUCCAUUCAGACUUCCAAAAGACCACCUGCUAUUUACUAGCUUGAGGAGUGCCAUCACGGAAGGAUAUGCCAAACACCACAAUUACUACCUGCCAUUUACGGAUCGGGCCAUAGCAUUAAUUUAUCAGUUGGCUGAGAACCCAGAUGAGAUCUGCACUGAUAUUUUGCGGCAUUGUUAUGUUCAGGUUCAAGAAGAGGUGAUGCAGGAAAAAAACGAGAUUGAGCCACCCGCGGUAAACUCUGAAGACAAGCAAACGCUUUCAUCGGCAGAUAACAGUAAUGCUGGAAAACUUCCCACGUACCUGCUGAGUCACCUGUUCUCCCUGGUGGGGAGUGUAGCCCUACAGCAAGUAGUGCACCUGGAAAACGCAGUCAGUGCUGAGCUCCGCCGCAGACGUAUGAUCCGUGAAGAGCAAGAAGCAAAGAAAGAUGCCCGAAACAAGCACAGGAAAUCCAAGGACAACAAUGAGAGUGGACUUGAUGAAGAGAUGGGACUGGUGGGAGCAUCGGCAGAGGAUACAGAGGCUGAACUGGUUAGAAAGAUUUGUGAAACAGAGCUUCUUAACGCUCAGAAUCUCCUUUCCGUUUUUGUUCCCAUGGUUCUAAAGGUGUGCAACAACCCUGGGAAGUACAAAGAUAGUGAUCUUACCACCAUUGCCUCUUUCACUCUGGCAAAGCUGCUGAUGAUAAGUACUGAUUUCUGUGAGAGCCACCUGCGGCUACUGUUUACUAUCCUGGAGAAAUCUCCUUUGCCCACAGAACGCUCCAAUCUCAUCAUUGCCCUGGGAGACCUUGCCAUCCGUUUCCCGAAUCUUAUUGAGCCUUGGACUGCUAAUUUGUAUGCCAGGCUACGGGACAGCUCCCCAAGUGUGCGACUAAGUGCUGGACUUGUUUUAAACUAUCUAAUCCUGAAGGACAUGGUGAAGGUGAAAGGUCAGAUCAGUGAGAUGGCUGUCUUGAUUAUUGAUCCAGAUCAGGAGGUUGCUGGAUUGGCAAGAAACUUUUUCAAUAUGCUGUCCAAAAAGGGUAAUACUGUAUAUAAUCUUGUGCCAGACAUAAUUAGCAGACUGUCUGAUCCAGACUGUGGAGUAGAUGAAGAAGCCUUCCAAACUAUUUUAAGAGAACUGCUUUCCUAUAUCACCAAAGACAAGCAAACUGAAAGCCUGGUGGAGAAACUGUGUCAAAGAUUUCGAACAGCAAGGUCAGAACGACAGUGGCGAGAUUUGGCUUACUGCCUGUCUUUGCUCCCUUUCACUGAUCGAUGCAUACGAAAGAUGCAAGAGAACUUUGAGUGCUUUGGUGACAAAUUGACAGAAGAAGCAGUAUAUCAGUCAUUCAUGACGGUAGUUUCCAAGCUGCGCAGGGGAGCUAAGCAAGAUGUCAAGGUCAUGAUAGACGAGUUUGAACAGAAGAUCACCAUAUGUCAUAACAAAGGCCUAGAUAUGGAUGAGCUGGAGCAAACUACAAUGUCUGCAAAGAAGGAGCCCAAAGCUGGAGGUAAAAAGGAUCAGACUGCAAAUCGCCGGCAUAAGAGUCUAACAAAUGGUGAUGAAUCUGACUACAUUACUCCCAAACCAAGAACCAGGAGAAAUGUGCGGUCAGCCAAGAAAAAAGCUGUGGUCGUCUUUACCAGUGAUGAGGAGGAAGAUGAGAGUGAAGCUGAAGUGGAUGAAGAUGAAACACCCAAGGUUACUACACCAAUCCUGCGAUCCUCCCGACGAACCCGUGCCAGAUGAGAAGGUGACAACUUCACCACCACGACAGCAGAUCCAUCCUAAACUAGUGUGACAAAGGGAGAUGCUGAGUUUGUUUUAUUUCAGGUGUACAUCCUUCUAAAAUUAUAUGGAGUGUUCCCGUAACCCCCUUUUGUCAGGUGUUUGUUAACUUUUGUGAAAAGAAGGAUCUAACAAAUGUCUGUCAGCAUUUGUAACUUGUAUUUCUGUGCAGCUUUGAACACUUAUUUCUUGUAAAAAGACAUCGAUCUAUUUUAAUUACUUAGAAGAGUCUCUUCAUCAUGAUGUCUUGUUUGUCCACAAAACUUUAUUGAAUUAUACCAGUGAUUGGUGCAAGAACAGCCCACCACUUUUACAGUAGGCAGUGAUUAUGACAGUAUAUAUGCAGUCAGUGAACUGCUGACAGAUUAGUGCCAAGGUUAGCUGCCCCCACAUCAGUGCACUGGUGUAAUCAUGUGCAGAGGGAAUUUGUAGCUUGAGAAGUGUAGGUAGUAUUCCUAAAAUGGUUCCUGUUUCACAUAACUACCUGUUUUGCUUUCACAAUGUAAGUAUGAAUUCACCAUUAGGGUUUGGUCAAGUAAUCUGACAUUUUUUUUAAAUAAGUUUGCUUUUUUAUAUACACGCAUCUGUUUUUAGAUUGUAAUUCAAGUUACAGUAAAGCACUCUGGAUGUUAUGUGCCUUUAGGUGUUAUACAAGCAAUUCAGACUCCCCAUGGGCCUUGACUUCUUCCCCUUUUAUGAUUUACUACUUGUAUAAUCCACAUUUUUGUAUUUAUGUUGAUGUGUAAGGAGAAGUGUCAUCACUCACAAUAAAAGUGACAGUAGAGUCUUGUUAAAGGAUUAUAUCUAGCUUUUAUGCUGCUAUGCCUCUGGCUGCUGCUAAUACAUUUAAUAAACAAUGAUUUUACCUGUGUAUGUAUGAGUAUAUGUAUAUUAUGCCUUUGUUGGGCAUAAGUGUUUUCACUUUGUACAUGUCUUGUCAUUUUAUGAAUGUCUUUUUUCUGUAUCUGUAUUUAUGUACGAUUUUCUUGUUCUGUUUUUGACGGGGAGAUUCUUGGCUCCUCUUUUAAUUAAAUAUUCU
Messenger RNA from Protopterus annectens (West African lungfish), 5521 nucleotides. It is a transcript of the gene NCAPD2, whose product is annotated as non-SMC condensin I complex subunit D2. The transcript has 32 exons. The record is from RefSeq and is a predicted model, not a curated record. The coding region runs from base 163 to 4443 and encodes 1426 amino acids. NCBI's taxonomy places the organism in Eukaryota, Metazoa, Chordata, Ceratodontiformes, Protopteridae. Gene Ontology annotation, molecular function: histone binding. Gene Ontology annotation, biological process: meiotic chromosome condensation; mitotic cell cycle; mitotic chromosome condensation. Gene Ontology annotation, cellular component: condensed chromosome, centromeric region; nucleus.